AUGAAAGAAUAAUCGCUAGCAGAAGGAUAUACUUCUAAGAUAUAAAAAUUUCAGUUCAAGAAUCCUAUUCCUAUUUUACAAGAUUGUAUAGCUGAAAUAGAUAGUGUUAAAAGAAUAGAAAAAUGUGUAUAGGGAUUAUAAAUAAUAUCAGAUGCUUUUCAUUAAGAAGAUUAAUUAGAAUAAAUAUUGUAGUAGCAUGAAUUAGUAAAGCUGCUAUUGAUUGUUAAAUAUAUUGCUGGUUCUUAGGUUGAUAUGAUUCUUGAUUUUUUAAUGGAAAAAUAUAUUAAAAACUCUAAUUUAAUUGAUGCUAUCUUUAAAGCCUGCGCUUUUUUUAGUGUUGAAAGUGAAAAAGAUGAUCUUUCAUUUAAAGAUUAUUAGUAAAACUAAACUAUAAUUUAAUAAAGUGUUUAUUUUGAAAAUAAGGAGGAUGUUAAAUAACUCUAAUAUCGCCACAUAAAUAAAAUCUACUUUACAGAAAUAAUAUAAAAUAAUAUUAUUGAAAUAAAGUAAUUGUGCUUCGAUUAUUCUUUUUUAGUCAUCGAAUCUUUUCUUCAAAAGAAAUUUACAGAUUAGUAAGAGAUAGAUGGGAUUAUAAAUAUUUAUCUUUAAUUUUAUGAUUUCAGUUAAAACGAAAGUAUCAAAUAGAGAGUUAAAUAGCUACUAGUAAAAUACAAAUAAGACUACCCUUGGAUACUUUAAAAUAAAUUAAUUAGGAUUAAAGUUUACAGAAUCUUAGGCAUAAAUAAAAAGUAAAAAUCUUUAGACAAUAUAUCUUCCCCUUAAGUUAACUCUAACUAUAAUGUUAAAAGCGAAAAUAAAAAUUCUAACUUAUCGAAUCUUUCUAGUUACUAGACUAGUGACUUAGAUGGAGAAGAAGAUGAGGAGUUAGAAAAUAAUUAAGAUAUUUUAUAAACCUAUUAUAGCGAGGAUAAUAGAUAAUUUUCUCUUGUUGUUCAGAAAUAAAAGCCAAGUAAUAAGAUUAAACAAAAUGACUAUACAGAAAAAAUAGAAGAAAAAGUUAGAAGCUAAUCAUUUGAAGAAAAAUCACCUACUAAUAAAGGGAAAAAUAAAAGUGUUUUUUUUGCUUAAGAUGACUCUUUGACUUCAUCACCAAAGGGUAGUCCUAGUAAGAAUUCACAAUAAGGCACAUUUGAAGAUUUUAAAUCUGCUACAUUUAGUUUAAAAUUACAGAAAACACCUUCAAAUAAGCUACUUAAGUUGGAACAAAAAGUUUAAAGUAGUCCAACAGUUCACAAGAUAUAAUAAUAGUAAAAGGCUAUGGGUUCAUAAAAAAUAGAAGAAUGGAUUAUAAAUAGUAGUAAAGAAGAUUUAUUCAUUCUAAAAAAUGAUCAGACAAAGGCUACCUUUAAAAGUAGUUUCAGUUUGAGCUUAGUUAUUCUUUUUAUUAUCAAACCUAAGGAUAUGCCUCUUAAUAAAGAGCUUCUUAGAAAAGAAGAAAUGAAAGGAGUCAUAUUUGAAGCACCAGUGGGAUUUAGAAGAAGCUUAGCAGAAAUGUUUGCAGCACGUCCGUGGGAAAUUAACAGCUAUAUUUUUAGAAGUUUCAAAGCAAUGGAAUUUUUAUUGAUAUACGAAAAUUUCGAAUACCUUCUAAGAUUUAAUAAUGUAGUUGAAAUGUUUUUUGAAGAAUUAAACAAAGUUAUGCUAAACAGCAGUUGCUGUAACUACAAUCACGUAGCUAACUGUAUAGAAUUUUUUCUAAAAUAUGUCCCUGAAAUGACCUUAAUAGAAAUGACAAAAUAUAACAUUUUGUAUCACUUAAUUGGUUUUUUUGAUUAUCCUCAAGUACAGAGACUGUUUUAUUUAUUAUUUAACAUAAAUUAUAAAAAUGAAUACCCUGUACAAGACCAUUUAUUGAAAAAAUUUUGGGAAUACACUUAGACAACUUAUUUAUUUAGAGAACUUUUAACUAUGAUGCUUUUUUGUGAUUUAAAAAAACUAAGAAAAAUGUAUAAAGAAGAACAUUUGUAGUCUAAGCCAACAUCUGAUAUAAUAACAUAUUUUUCUCAGUAACGAAAGAAGCUUAAGGAUUUUGAAAGCUUAAAAGUUUACAACAAGAGUGUUGCAGAAGAAGAAUUUGGUUUUGCUGUAGAUAUUGAUAAAAUUAAGACAAACAUAGUUAAAAGUAGAAUGAGCGUUUUAAAAGGAGCAUUUUCAAGAGGUUUAAUUUAAAUAUCUUAAAACUUAGACCCAAUACAAACAAAAGAAAUGAAGCAAAUUCAAGCUUAAAAAAAACAAUCAAUCUCUAGUAAAAGAGGUUCAUUAAUUUAAAAUAAUUAAAGCAAAUAAAAUUAAGAAAAUGAAACUAAUUAAUUCCAAAAUUAGCCUGAAUAAAGCUAACAUCUCAAAAUGGUAAUAAAGGGAAAUAAAAAUGUAUAAAAGUUUAUUUAACAAAAUUAAUAAUAAAUGAAAUUUUCUGAUAUAGUAGAAAUAGCUAAGAAAAAUAAGUAAAUAAUCAUUCAAAAUGAUCAAAAUUUGAAGGAGGAGGCUGAUGAAUCAAAAAAUUAAGAAAAUGGUAAAAAAUUAUAAAAUUAGUAAGAAGAUAAAAGAAAAACUUAGAAUGCCAAUUCAAAAAGAAAUAGAUCUACGAGUUAUAAUAAUAAAAAUGAUAAUAUCAAUCAAAGUUUUACAAUAAAAAAUUAAAAAGAGUUCAAUUCUAAGUCAAUAAAUAAAAUUAAUGACUCUACUACCAGCAAUUCUUUUGUAAUAAAUUCUGUAGCCAAUUAAAAAAGAAGAUCAAUUUCUGAAAGGAAUCUUAGUUCUUUAAGAUGCAAAACAGAGUCUAGCUAAAUAUCAAACAAAUUUCUUCCUGAAAUAACCUUAAAUUAGUCAUUCUAUAUGAAAAUGCAGAAAAAAGAAGAAGUGAGUGACUCAAUAAAAAAAUUGAGUUAAAAAGAAUUAUAACUCUUGAAAACAGUAAAAAUAGUUAAUUAAAAUGGAGUAAAUAGAGUUAUGCCUUAGCUAUUUAAUGUCAAGUUACUCAAUAAAUAGGAAUCAUAUCUAAAUGAUUUAAACAAAUUAGGUGAAUUGUAUCCGGCUUAAAAUGAUUUCUUUUACAACUAAAGUUAAAAUGAUGUUUUAGCAGAAUAAACAUACUUUUCUUUAGAUACUCUCAUUUAAAAUGAUACAUAUUCACAUACAAUAGCCCAAUUCAUAUUUAACUUACUGAGAAAUAUCAUCUAGGAAGAAUGUGAGGAAGAUCUAUUUAAAUUACUCAAUUUAAAAACAUUUGAUUAUGAGCAUCUUUUAGAUUGUAUUAUAUUUUCCGAUUAACAAUACAACUUGUUUGAGUACAUAAUGAAGAAUUAUAUUUUCAAACUAAAAAUACAUCCAAUAACUCCAGAAAAUUCAGCCUUUGUUUGUGGAAAAAUGAUUAAUUGGUUUCUAUCAAACAGCAAUCAUAAGUUACUUUAAAAGUACAAGGAAUAAAUAAACUUAGUAGCAAAAAGGCACUUUAAGAUAUUGUGUAAGUUAAUUAUAAAUAGUUAUGGGUGGAAAUUAAAGAAGAGCGACUCAUUUUUGAAAUUAUAGAAAGACUAAUUAAUAGAUUAACCUAUAGGAUCUGCAAGACUUUUGCUAUUAGAAACAUUAUAUUUGAUCAUUAAAGAAGAAACAGAACAUAAAGUAGAGAUGAUAGAAUUUAUCCCUGAAACAUGUUGGAAUGCUCUCUUCAACUUCUUUUUUAAUGACAAAAAUAAUACUGUCUACCAUGCUAAAUUUUUUUAGUUUUAUGAGGAGUGUCUGUAAUAUUUUAAAAUGCACACUUUUUUUAGUAUCUGGAUCAAACUAAAUUACAUUUAAAAUUUAUUAACUAUUCAUGAAAAUAUUCACUAGCAUGACUCUUUAAAGUUUUAUUUAAAAAAGUUUGUAUUAUCAAUCAUAUAAUUAAUUGAGUAAAAGCAUAUAGAAAUGAGCAGCUUAUCUUAAAUUUUGAGUUCAUCAGAAUCAUGGAAAAUAAUUUCUAAACCUUACAUUUAAAACUCAAUCCCUUCAUUGUAAGAAUUAAACACAACAAAAUAAGGAUUUAAAAAAAGUAUCAAGUCAUUUUCUAAAUUCAAAGAUGAUGAUAUAAAUAGCUCUUAGAAGUUAAUUAAAUCUUAAAAUUUUAGAAGCAGUAGCAGCGAAAAGCAUUUACCUAGCAAAUAAAAAUCAUAUUCCUCUGAAUAAUAUUCUGAAGAGAAUAAAAUUAAGUCAACCUAAUAAAAUCUAAUAACAAAUAAAAACAUAGAAAAGAGCUAAAUAAUUAAGUAAAUUGCAAACAAUCAGAAUAUAAUUAAAGUAAAUUCUGACUAGUCAGAAAGCAUUGUGAAAAGGCUUGACGAGAAAGCAAACAAAAUAAUAUAAAUGGCAUGGUAAAAUACCGUUUUCUUUAACUAGGUUAUGACAAAAAAGAAAAACCAAAUAGACUUUGAAGAAAUGCCAUUUUUAAAAAAAUGA
Molecule: messenger RNA, 4455 nt
Organism: Tetrahymena thermophila SB210
Lineage: Eukaryota; Ciliophora; Oligohymenophorea; Hymenostomatida; Tetrahymenidae
Product: calcium-translocating P-type ATPase, PMCA-type family protein
Exons: 14
Biological process (GO): chromatin remodeling; positive regulation of transcription by RNA polymerase II
Cellular component (GO): histone acetyltransferase complex
Molecular function (GO): histone H3 acetyltransferase activity
Source: RefSeq, a predicted model, not a curated record